This is a messenger RNA of Dentiscutata erythropus, 456 nucleotides long. Lineage: Eukaryota; Fungi; Glomeromycota; Glomeromycetes; Diversisporales; Gigasporaceae. The record is from the annotation of a GenBank genome assembly.
GAUGAGGUUAAAGAUAAUAAUAGAGAUAAUAAUGGAGAUGAUGAUGGAGAUGAUGAUGGGGAUGACGAUGAAGAUGAUGAUAGAGAUAAUGGUGGAGAUGAUAGUAAAGAAGAAGAUGAUGAUGAUAACGAUGAUGAUGGGGAUGAUAAAAAGAACAAUGGGGGUAUAGUGUGGAGAAAAUGGACAUUGAAUGUGAACAUUGUAGAACCACUUCAAGCACCAUCACCAGAAAUUUAUUAUUUGCUUACAGAAAAAGAUCCAAUAUCUAAAGUACUAUUUGUUGACAAAAUAAGAGCAUAUAAUCAAGUAUUUGCAUUUACAUUAAUUGCUACUAAUUUAGAUUUGGAUGUUGGCAAUGAAAAAAAGGGGGCCUAUUGCUAUAGAAUUCAGGGUGAUUAUUAUUAUCAAAUUAGCUCAGCUUUGCCAGAACAAGAGAAAAUACCAAAAUUUUCUUAA